GAGUAAAAGAAAACCAUAUUUAGGACAUUCCCCUUCUUGAACAAAACUGCAAUUUGCAAAAUCAUCAGCGACAGGUAAUGGCGACUGGUGAUUCAGUCCUGGUGAUGUCUUUGGCCAAAUUCCAGAAGCCAAUGUAUAUUCAGAAGGGGCAGGGAAAAGAUUUGCAUCUAUGACUCCAUCUAGGAGAUGUGGCAUAUAAACAAGAGGUGAGUUGUCAGUUUUGCCCAGUUCCAGGCCUAGCACUUUCUAAACAAAUCAGGACCAUGGCAGUUCUCUAUGCCAUACUGCUGCGGCCACUGGGGCUGUUUCUGUGCCUCAGUCUCCAGCUUUCUUCUGCCAUCUUCAUAAGGCUCAGUAACAACUGCUUCACCUUUAAUGAGUACUACACCGUCACCCUAGGCAUCAAGGCCAGUUCAUAUAUCUACAAAAGCAACACAGUCUACUCUGUAUUCGUUCCUGUGGAUGACCGUGUCUACGCUGUGGUCAUGAAAGCCUUGAACAAGAAGGGUGACUCAGUGGGCCUCUGGCGAAGAGCAGAUGAAAAUUGCCGCAGCAACUCCACGUAUUACAUGAAAGAUCAAUACAUGACAGUCUUAGAGGCACAGUGGCAAUCUCCUGAAUCUGAGAACAUAACUGAAGUGGAGAUACAAGCUUUCACUGUCACUGCUGAGACCAGAGCCCUGCCUAUGCUUUCUACUCUGAAACUGUCAGGAAAAGUGUCAAUCAUACCCUUACCCGCCAAGAUUCUCCAGAACUCAGUCUUCAAGCCUUUCUCUGUGAUUAUACCCGAGAAUACUGGAAUCAACAGCCUGGCCAGCCGAGUCUUCAGCAGCCCCAUCACAGAUGCCAUUGAUAUCCUGCUUGCUUUUCUCACCAGCAAACUUCUCUUCUAAAGGGUAACUAGGGAAACAACUGUUUCUGCCUCCACUGCAUUCUCUUACAUUCAGUUCCAAGCCAAUGCUGGACAUGUGUGUAAAUAAAGCCUUUACAUUCUCAAAUGUGCAAGUCUACUGCCUCUGCUUCAGACCAAAACGAAGACCUGGAGGCAUUUGUUGGCAGGCAUGGGUCACACAGAUGUUCAUCUGGAUCUUUCAGGAUACAUAUUACGCUUUUUGUAAACAUUUAGAUCUGGCCAGAAUGUAGUCACCUAGAGUUCUCCCCAACAGUUUAACAAGUUGGCAGCCAAUUCCACAGCCAAUCUCAACUUUUGUUCAUUGCCAAAUUAUUCCCCUGCACCCCCUGAGUUUCUGUGGGAAGGAUCCUUCCUUGCUUUCAAGAUGAUCUCAGAUUUCUGACCAAACCUACUCAGGUUACAAGGAAUUUCUGUGACUCAUGUGACUCAAGAAGGAAAGGAGAAAGAAAAAAUAGUACUGAGCUUCCCAUUUAUCCACACCAGUAGGUUUUGAAGGGCAAGAGGAGAGGAAUGAAGCAUGUCUGAGCAGCCAAUACAGAAAAA
Molecule: messenger RNA, 1456 nt
Organism: Sapajus apella (tufted capuchin)
Lineage: Eukaryota; Metazoa; Chordata; Mammalia; Primates; Cebidae
Gene: PLET1
Product: placenta expressed transcript 1
Exons: 4
Coding region: 264-893 (209 amino acids)
Biological process (GO): negative regulation of cell-matrix adhesion; wound healing, spreading of epidermal cells; positive regulation of cell migration
Cellular component (GO): external side of plasma membrane; apical plasma membrane
Source: RefSeq, a predicted model, not a curated record